GUGUAAUAACGGGGGCUAAUUGUUCGAAUUUAUUACGUCUGGAGCCACCACCUCUUAACAAUAAUCGAUAUGUAGUUCGAGUUGAUCGUAAAUUUCGAAUUUCUUGCAUCUGCCAACAGAAUUCUAUAAAUUGCUUGCAUCUUACAUGGAGGAAUGAAUUCGGUCGUAAAAUAGACGGCGAAUCUUCUAACAGCUUGUUUACCGUAGAAUUACGAGAGCAUGACACAAUGUACAAAAAAUUAUCAUUGGUAUUCACCCGAAUUGCAAAACGUGAUACCGGUUUCUACAGAUGUGUUGCCAGGAAUUCAAGAAGAAUGUCGGCUGAUUGGAAAGUGGAACUUAUUGUUGUCGAUGAAAUUCGUUGGAAAGAAAACAAUGAUGUUGUUGGAGGAAUGCUCGGCGAAUCAUUAACCAUUGAUUGUGGAUCUAUUGGAAAUCCACAACCUGAAACACAUAUUACAAAUCAUAAUGGAUUUCCACUUAAUGAAACAUUAUUCGUUAUCGCUGGAACAGAAGUAACUGUAAAUAAGCUUACGAAUGAGUACCAAGAUACUAUCAUCAAAUGCUUAUCGGUCCAAGAAUUUGAAAAAUACGAUGCAACAGUUGUUGAACAGCACGAAAUUCGAUUGGAUGUUUGUAAACCAUAUGUGGAACGUUUUAUUGUUCUGGAUCACUUAGCUCAGAUCUGUUGUAAUGUAACACGUUCGAUUCCACCGGCUACGCAUUUCCGAUAUUUGAAAAAUAGGCAUGAAAUCUGGAACGAUAGCAAUCAUAUUAUAUCCAUUGAUGCUUUAAAUCAAAGCAGCUGUCUCAAGAUUUUAUCACCAACGGAAUAUGAUUUGGGUGAAUAUCGAUGUGAAGUGAGCAAUGGAAAGUCUAAAUCACAACAAACAAUCGCGGUGAAAGAAGCAAGUCCACCUGGUGAAGUUCAUGUUUCAUUACAAGAUGUUGGAAUGACUUAUGUCAUAUGGAAAAUUGAAGAAGGAUUUGGUGAACAGUUACCAAUACAACGUUAUAUUAUAGAAUAUAUUAAAAAAUCCAUUCUGGAACAAAGUCGUGAUCAAACCAGAGAAAAUAAUCGUGUUUGGUUUGCGCAUGCUGUCAAAAUGGAUGUACAUUUGAGUAAGGAUGGAUUAUAUGAAGUUGGUGGAUUACGUCAAGGAACAACAUAUAUAUUUAGAUUCACAGCGGAAAAUGAAGCUGGAAUUGGUGAUACUGUUACUUUAACCGUAAA
Messenger RNA from Acanthocheilonema viteae, 1234 nucleotides. Lineage: Eukaryota; Metazoa; Nematoda; Chromadorea; Rhabditida; Onchocercidae. The record is from the annotation of a GenBank genome assembly.